AUGAAUACUUCUGCUCAGGAGCAGUUUAGCGGCACACCAAUGGGUCGCCCGGGACAACCAAGUGAGGUUGCAACAUGUUUCGUCUUCCUUGCCAGCCAGGAUAGUAGCUUUAUUUCUGGCCAAAUACUUUUGAAAGGAGAGGCAUUGACCGCAUACCAGGUCACAGCCAGCGGCUCAACUAAUGCUGAAAAAGAGACGCCCGUUCUGGGUGCAGGGGCGAGAAACCUUCGGAGGUGUACCAACGCACGGUUCAUCUGGCCCCGUCUUCCAUCCAAUUAG
Molecule: messenger RNA, 279 nt
Organism: Penicillium riverlandense
Lineage: Eukaryota; Fungi; Ascomycota; Eurotiomycetes; Eurotiales; Aspergillaceae
Exons: 2
Coding region: 1-279 (92 amino acids)
Source: RefSeq, a predicted model, not a curated record